CUGCCAGUGAUCAUGACCAAUUCGAUUCUGCGGAGCUUGCAGGCACUGGAGUCGCUAGGGAAUCAACCCACGGCGCGCUGGGAAGUUCCCCUUAGCGAUGGCGUGCAUGUAAUCGAAUUCGAGCACGGCACGGCGACCGGCCGGCGCAUCGUCAAGAUAGACGGCAAGGUGUUGGUCAAUCGCGAAUGGAUGUUCCGGCUAGUUGGCGACGAGAUUUUUCAAUUUGAGGGCGUUCGAUUCGUCAUCAGAGUUGACCCAAUUCCUGGUCUGAAAUACUCUUACACGCUGUGGGUAAACGGCAAGAGCUUUAAAAAUUUUAUUCAAUCGCAGUCGAAAAUUCUAGAGACUUGGUCCACUCAAAUAGGUCAAAACGAAUAUAGAAUUAUUUUAGAUAAAAACAGUCAAGCAGUAUGGGUAAAUGGCGAACAAGUCGAGGUUGAAUCUGAGUUCAUCGAUGGCGGCGCAGAAAUACUUUUUACGAUCGCGGAAUUGCCAGCUGUUAUAAGAUCUUGCAGUUCAGGACAGAAAGAUAUCGGUAUUAUUUAUUCUUUAUUCAUCAAUGACAUUAAGAUUUCAGAGCAAAGCUUAGAAAAUAAUGUAUCAGAAUGACUAUCACUUAGAGAAAGUAUACUUUUACCUAUGUAAAUGUUUAUACUUUCUUAUUUUUCUUAGUAACUCUUUAUAAUUGGUGUGUUGAUAUUUAUUGUAUAUAUAUACAUACAAUAUAUUUGUGUGCGUGUAUUAUUAAUAUUGAUAUUGCGAUUAUAUCAUACACUUUAGUUUGAAUUUUAUUCUCGCCUGCCAUUUUUUGUAAAAUCAAUAUCGUUAGUAUAGACAAUAGAGGAUUUAAAACAGUCUUUACUGUUAUAGCUGUUAUAUCAACUUCAGAAAAAAACUGAUAGCAGUCAGUGCCGAUGGUCUGAACGAAUAUAUAUUGUCGAUGAAACGUUCUAAUUCCUUUUUUUGUCUACACAGAUCAAGGACAACGAUAUUGAUAUAUUGUAUGCUGUUGUUUAUCAAUUUCAUUAUUUAUUUACAAAUGUAACGUUUACUAUAUUUUAUAAGAAUUUAGAAGAAAAAUUCAAAUUUUGCAAAAAACAAAGAAAUGAUGAA
Molecule: messenger RNA, 1113 nt
Organism: Phymastichus coffea
Lineage: Eukaryota; Metazoa; Arthropoda; Insecta; Hymenoptera; Eulophidae
Product: fas apoptotic inhibitory molecule 1
Exons: 5
Coding region: 13-609 (198 amino acids)
Biological process (GO): canonical NF-kappaB signal transduction; positive regulation of neurogenesis; negative regulation of extrinsic apoptotic signaling pathway via death domain receptors
Source: RefSeq, a predicted model, not a curated record